Onychostoma macrolepis is the source of this 1467-nucleotide messenger RNA. RefSeq names its product fucolectin-4-like. The transcript has 7 exons. The coding region runs from base 236 to 1189 and encodes 317 amino acids. The record is from RefSeq and is a predicted model, not a curated record. NCBI's taxonomy places the organism in Eukaryota, Metazoa, Chordata, Actinopteri, Cypriniformes, Cyprinidae.
GCUGUUCCAUAAAUUAGUUACAUGGUAAGUACAACGGCUAUUAAGUAAUUAUUCUGUAUUAUGACACCUUAAAAUAAAUUGUUACCCUGUAUAGUUAUUCAUUAACGAUUGAACAGCAUUCUAGUGUUACCGGUUUCCCAAAUUAAAAAAAAUACUCCAGUAAAGUACAUGUACUUCAUUAAAGUUACUUUCCACCACUGUUGUCCUCUUUAUAACCCACAUGUGACAAUGUGUUAUGUCUUUAAUCAGGAUGGCCAUACGUGUAAUUUUGUUACUAACACUUUUUACUGGGCUGUGUGUCGCUGAUUCAAAAGAGAAUCUUGCUCUUAAUGCCGUGGUGGUGCAGUCCUCCUUAUACAAUGCAGAUGGAGAUGCUGAACAUGCAGUAGACGGAAAAAGAGACACAAAUUGGGAGCAGCAUUCAUGCACUCACACUCUAGUUGAGUUUAAUCCUUGGCUGAGAAUUGACCUUGGAAAUGUCUACAGUAUAAGAAAGGUUGCCCUCACUAAUCGUGGAGACUGUUGCAAAGAGCGAAUCAGAGGAGCUCAGAUUCGUAUCGGUAACAAACUGGAGAACAACGGAAACAACAAUGAGCUGGCUGCAACUGUUCUCACUGUUUUCGACGGCACAAAAACAUUCGAGUUUGAGCCUGUUAACGGCCGAUAUGUCAACAUUGUUUUACCCGGGAAUGAUGAAAUCCUUACUCUGUGUGAAGUCGAGGUGUUUGCAGAAGAGGACAAACCAUUAUACAUUUGUGUUCCAAGGAAUCUUGCUCUUGGAGGCAAAGCUGUCCAGUCUACCACAUACCCUGAAUUAGGAGCUGCUCAAAAUGCUGUCGAUGGCAACAGGCAGUCGAUUUACGCACGAGGGUCAUGCAGCGUGACUAACGGGGACAGGGACUCCUGGUGGAGAGUUGACUUGGGAGACGUCUACAGGGUAACCAGAGUUAGCAUUACUAAUCGUGGAGACUGUUGUGAAAAGAGGAUUGAGGGUAUUCAGAUCCGUAUCGGCAACAGCCUGGAGAAUAACGGCAACAAUAAUGAGCUGGCAGCAACUGUUGGGGCCAUGCCACUUGGAGACACUAAAACAUUUGAGUUCAAGCCUAUUAAAGGGCAAUACGUCAACCUUUUUCUGCCUGGACGCAAUGAAUACCUCACACUGUGUGAAGUUGAGGUAUAUUCAGAUUAAGUGGAACAAAAUGAUGUUACACCUCUACACCACUGAUCCUAUAAGCAAAAUUAAUCAAACUACUGUUUUCUGAGCAAUACGAGUAUUGUACAUUUUAAUUUUACCUAUGCACCUUUUAUCUUUAAGAGCUCUUUUGGUGCACAUUUAGUAAAGUUUUGAAAUGGUGAAGGUUUAAAGCUUUAAAAUUAUUAAUCUCAGUUGGCUGCAGGUUGUGUAUUUACACCCUGAACACCCAUCUUUGUUUACAUUUGCUUUCCAAAUAAAUUACUACAUCAUUG